CUCCCUUCUGCAGAGCAACAAAUUCCAGGGAGUGGUGUCUUAUCUCCUGUUCCGAGACAAAGAAAGGAAGCAAGAAGACGAUCGUCACUGACCAACCAGGCAAGAUCGGUGGAAGUGAAAGCAAGAAAAGGAAAGAUGAACGAUUUGAUGACCAAAUCUUUCCUUAGCUAUGUAGAUCUGAAGAAGGAGGCCAUGAAAGACCUCGAAGCGGGCCCUGAUCUGGAGAUGGCCGUCCAGGACGAGAACCUCCUCCGCUUCUUUGAAGAGGUUGGCGUCAUAAAGGAAGAGAUGGAAGCGAUCGAUGGCCUUCUCGGCCGCUUACAAGAUGCUAACGACGAAACCAAGCUUGCCCACAAACCAGAAUCCCUCAAAUCCUUGCGGAGCCGAAUCAAUUCUGAUAUUACGGCGGUGCUGAAGAAGGCGAGGACCAUCCGGUCGAAGCUUGAAGAUCUCGACCGUGAGAACCUGGCCAACAGGAGGCUCUCUGGCUACAAGGAGGGGACGCCGGUCGACCGAACCCGGAUAUCGGUCACCAAUGGGCUGAGGAAGAAGCUAAAAGAAUUGAUGAUGGACUUUCAGGAACUUAGGCAGAAGAUCAUGGCCGAGUACCGGGAGACUGUGGUUCGGAGGUACUUCACGGCGACAGGGGAGCAGGCGGACGAGGACGUGAUCGAGAAGAUAAUCUCAACGGGAGAGAGCGAGACGUUCCUGCAGAAGGCAAUUGAGGAACAGGGGAGGGGGAAGGUGCUAGCCACGGUGUAUGAGAUACAGGACCGGCACGACGCGGCCAAGGAGAUAGAGAAGAACCUGCUGGAGCUGCACCAGGUGUUCCUUGAUACGGCUGUAAUGGUCGAAGCUCAAGGGGAGCAGAUGGAUGACAUUGAGCAUCAUGUUAUGAACGCGUCGAACUACGUCAAGGACGGGACCAAGAAUCUGAAGGCGGCGAAGGAGUACCAGAGGAGCAGCAGGAAGUGGAUGUGCAUUGGGAUCAUCCUGCUACUCAUCUUGAUCUUGGUCAUCGUCAUUCCAAUCGUGAGCAGUCUGAAAAGCUCAUGAAGUGCAAAGAUUUAGAAGAGCCAUCUGCUUUUUUUUCUAGUAUUUCUGUUUUUGCCAUGUGAUGUUCUGUUUGGGGGGGUGAUUUCUGGGGUUGGAGUUCACCUCAAGCUCCCAGAGUUUAUAUGUGUUCUCUGUUUAUUUUGUUCAGUUGAAUGAAUUCGAAUUCAGCUUUUACUAUUGCCA
Nymphaea colorata (pocket water lily) is the source of this 1239-nucleotide messenger RNA. RefSeq names its product syntaxin-related protein KNOLLE-like. The coding region runs from base 136 to 1056 and encodes 306 amino acids. Gene Ontology annotation, molecular function: SNAP receptor activity; SNARE binding. Gene Ontology annotation, biological process: vesicle fusion; intracellular protein transport; exocytosis. NCBI's taxonomy places the organism in Eukaryota, Viridiplantae, Streptophyta, Magnoliopsida, Nymphaeales, Nymphaeaceae. The record is from RefSeq and is a predicted model, not a curated record. The transcript has a single exon. Gene Ontology annotation, cellular component: SNARE complex; endomembrane system; plasma membrane.